Molecule: messenger RNA, 3848 nt
Organism: Puntigrus tetrazona (Sumatra barb)
Lineage: Eukaryota; Metazoa; Chordata; Actinopteri; Cypriniformes; Cyprinidae
Gene: odr4
Product: odr-4 GPCR localization factor homolog
Exons: 14
Coding region: 135-1487 (450 amino acids)
Biological process (GO): intracellular protein localization
Cellular component (GO): endomembrane system
Source: RefSeq, a predicted model, not a curated record
CGGGCCUGCAGGAGUGUCGUCCAAUCAGGUCUCUCGAACUGAGGAGCGUGUAUGAGAUGCGACGACGUGUCACACGUAGUGGGUCCACUGAGAAGUCAUCAGCUGUCUGAAGAAGUGUGCGUGAUCUGAAGAAAAUGGGUAGGAGUUAUUUUGUAGAUGAAGCUGUGGAGGAAUAUCUUGGUGGGCUUCAGGCAGCUCCUGGAUCAUGUGUGACCGGACUCCUGGCUGGUCAAUCGUCUCCUCAGAGAGAUUUCGUGGUGCUGGCUGUGCAGACUCCUCAAAGGGAGAGCGAGGGGCGGCCCAAGGCUUCGAAAGGGGUCAGCCCACUGGAUGACAUUGAUGUGGAGUGGGUCACAGAACACGCCAAGCAGGUGUCCCGCAUGCUACCGGGAGGUCUUUGCAUUCUUGGUCUGUUUUUAGUGACCCCACCUGAACUCUCCAAAGACGCCCAAAAUGCAUUAAAAAGGCUUAUAUUUGCCAUGGAUAAAUACAUAACUAAAGGAAGAUUGUGGGAACUGUCAGAGGAGGAUGUGACUGAUCGAGUAACCCUGCAUAUCUGCUCCAAAACAAAGAAACUUGUCUGCAAAACAUUUGAUGUAAAAGAUCCAAAGAGUUCAUCCAAGCCAGCAGACUGGAAGUAUCAAGCAGGCAUCUCAUCAUCUUGGCCCAUGCUGACCUGCUCUGUUGAGGUGGAUCUGCUCAUCCCUGUGACAGGAUCUUCUUCUGAUAACACAGACAAGUGCAUGAAGGAUGGUCUUAGGAGGUGGGCUAAACAGAUCGAGGCUGCUUACUGUCUCAUAAAUGGCAGACAGGCGUUAGAUGACUCUGAACUUCUAUCAGGACAGAAAAAGAACCUAAAAACAUCCCAUCGUCAGUCACUGCCAGCACGGAUCUUUGUCUCAGAUGAACAAUCAGAGCUGGAUGAGCGGAGCAGUGCUCUGGUUCAGGUGUGUAGCAGCUCAAUGAGGGUUCGAGGGGUGGUUCACUGCAGGGCCUACAUCCACAACAACAAACCCAAAGCCAGACAUGCAGCACAGGCCAUUAAGAGGGACAUCAUAAACACAGUUUGCUCCAGAGUGGAGAUGCUUCUGGAAGAUCUUUUAAUGAAUGAAGGGAGUCAAAAAGGUUUAUGCAGUGGGCAGCAGGCCCUUCCUCGGCGAGUGUUUGCACCAAUACCCAUCUCCGGUCUGUCUGUGUGUGACUACAUGUUCCCAGACGAAGGCACAGCUGAUGUGGCCGAACGUCUCAAAGAGAUGCUGGACUGCGAAACAUCAGAAGAGGACAUAGAUACUAGUUUGGAGAACAAUCAGCUAUUUUCUGCUGUUUCUGGACCUGAGGUAACAGACAGCCAUGAUGAGCAUAUCAUCUCAGAAAUCCAAGAUGAAAACCCCCAAAUUCAGAAAGCCACUCAGUAUUAUGCUGGUGUGGCCGUAGCAGCAGCCGUUGCUCUCCUUGCCACAGCCACAUCUUUACUGUAUUUCAGUUAAUGACAAUGCAAAUAGCAAAAAUGUUUGGUGUGUAUGAUCUUAAAUAUGAUUUCAAAUAUAAUUUUCAAAUUUGAACUAUUAUAGGGUUAUGUAAAAUACAAUAUAAGGGUUCACAUGGCUUCAUUUUGUUUUUAAAGGAAUAGUUCACCCAAAAAUGAAAAUUACCCCAUGUUUUACUCCCCUCGAAGCCUUCCUAGGUGUAUAUAACUUCCUUCUUUCAGUCAGUUUUUAAAAAACAUCAUCCUGGUAAUGCAGGUGGAUAGCGGACAAUAUUUUGAAGCUCCUUAAAUCGGAUAUAUCCGGAAGUACUGUGACGUAAAACUAACCUAUACAUCCUUUGAAGCAGAUCAAUGGGUUUAUGUGACAAAAAUAUUUCAAAUUUAAAUUUCUGGUAAUAAAAAACUAACAGACUUCUUGGCCGACAUCCCGACUCGACGUGCGGAGUAAGCUGUGUCAUACGUCGAGUCAUAGGUCAGCCAAGAACUUGGAAAUAACAUGAGUCAAUUAUUUACGUUACAAUUUUACAAAUAGAAAUGUUUUUCUAACAAAAAAAACAUUGAAAGGUGUCCCGAAGGCGUAUAGUUUAGUUUUACGUCAUAGUACUUGCAGAUAUAUUUGAUUUACGGAGCUUCAAAAUAAUGGCAGCUAUCCAACCAAGCUUGGAAGAGCCAUGAUACAUUUAGUUGGUAUGAAAGAAAGUAAGUCAUACACCUAGAAUGGAUUCGGAGUGAGUAAAACAUGGGGUCAUUUUCAUUUUUUGGUGAGCUAUUCCUUUAAAUGAAAUGUUCUUUGAGAAACGCUAAACAAAUUGAAGCUGAAAUCAGUGGAAUAGACAAAGCCGUUUAUUCAAAGAGGACAUUCUCACAUGUUUGGCCAUCAAAAUAUAUAUUUCAAACCUGAUAAUUGAGUAGUAAUCUACUGGUUACUUAAGUGUGAAUUACAUUUGUGUGUUUCGAUUAGUUUUUUUAGAUUGCGUACUAGUGGCACGUUUGCACUCACUCAGCCUGAAUGGAUCAAAAGGAAAAAGUUAAUUAUCAUCAUCCUGUGUGCGUUCUUACAGAAUAUUUGUGGCUUCCCUCACUAUGUUGUCAUUGGGCCAUUUGUCAUGUCAUUAUCAAACCAGUUUCUUUUGGCUUCUGUAGCAGUGCAGCAUUAAAGGUAUAAGGGAACGGUUGUAUUAAGUUUAACUUAAUGGAAAAAUGCCUUUGGCAUGAAAUAGUGCUGCAAGCUAUUUUUGUGACGAUGGAACGGGUAAAUACUCUACUUCCUUCUGAAUCAUUGAUAUUGAUUUUGAUUAUUUUUCAGACCUUGGAGCCGUUGUUGAUGUAUUCUUUACCAUUUCUACAUUGCAAAUUGUUCACAUUUAAAUGUGGGAACUGAAACAUGUAGAGGUACUUUAGAGGUUCUUAGUUAAUACUUUUUUAUCUUUCCUUUUUUUUUUUUUUUUUUGUAGUUUUCCCUUUUAAAGACCCCUGUUCUAAGGAACUAGUUUUAACAAUGGUGCGCGGAUCUAAAACCACCUUCAGAUGGGCACUUACACAUGAAUACUCUCUCAUACACAGUAAUCCUGGGGUUUGCAUAUGUUUUAGCCGUGAUUUAGUUGGGGACGUGUCAGGGCAUGUAUUACCUGGAAUGUAGCUUGAAACUAGUCAUGAAGACAUAAAGGAACGAGGAGUGUCUUUGGCCUUUCUUGUGUUUUAUUGAAGUAAGUCACCCUGAUGCAAUGUAGCGCAGCAUGACUCCAUGUGAAAUCACAUUAUUUUGUUGUUUUUUUUUUUAUUCAUUAAGCAGAUAGCGGCUCGAUACACAAUGGAUGACAAGUACAGUGUCACACUGUGAGAGUUUGACUUUCACGUAGCAAGCCUAAGCAUGCUUAAAUAAGACGGCUACUCUCAUUCUCUGCAAAUCAGAGUUCCCAUAUUCACAGAAAACCAGGCAGUUGUAUAAGAUUUCAGGAAACAAGUCCAACAAGUUAUGAACGUGCACUGCUGUUAAAACGUUUGAGGUCAGGAUAUUUUGAAAGAUGUUUCUGUUGAUCCAAAAUACAGUACAAAUUAAAAUUAUUAUUAUAAGAUCUUUAAGACAUCAUUGAAAUAUUAUGUUUUACUGGUCACAAGAUAUUAUUUCUCAAUGUCAGUUUUGAAAUAUAUAUAUAUAUAUAUAUAUAUAUAUAUAUAGCUUUACAAUUAAUUUUGAUGAGUUAAAUGAAUUCUUGAUGAAUAAAGGUAUUACCUUUUUUUUUUUUUUUUUUUUUUUUUUUUUUUUUUUUUUUUUUUUGGAAAAACACAAAACAAAAAACUACUGCCCCACAAACCUGGUGUACAUUUCAUCUCCAUAAUAAAUCAGCUUUGCAAUCCAUAA